Messenger RNA from Trypanosoma grayi, 332 nucleotides. RefSeq names its product serine/threonine-protein phosphatase PP1 alpha. The transcript has a single exon. Lineage: Eukaryota; Euglenozoa; Kinetoplastea; Trypanosomatida; Trypanosomatidae. The annotation marks the transcript as partial. Gene Ontology annotation, molecular function: protein serine/threonine phosphatase activity. Gene Ontology annotation, cellular component: nucleus; cytoplasm. The record is from RefSeq and is a predicted model, not a curated record.
AUGUUCUCACGGAGGUACGCGACGUAUUCAUGUCACAGCCAAUGCUGCUGGAGAUCCGCCCACCUGUACGCCUCUGUGGCGACAUACACGGGCAGUACUACGAUCUGCUACGNAAACCUUUUGGAAAAACUUCUCACUGCGAAAGGAAGCACCACACAGCAGCAGAUCCUUAUUCGUGAGGAGGAUAUACGUAAUGUUCUCACGGAGGUACGCGAUGUAUUCAUGUCACAGCCAAUGCUGCUGGAGAUCCGCCCACCUGUACGCCUCUGUGGCGACAUACACGGGCAGUACUACGAUCUGCUACGCAUAUUCGAGAAGUGUGGGUUCCCACC